Saccostrea cuccullata (small rock oyster) is the source of this 787-nucleotide messenger RNA. RefSeq lists its product as uncharacterized. The transcript has 3 exons. The record is from RefSeq and is a predicted model, not a curated record. Gene Ontology annotation, cellular component: membrane. NCBI's taxonomy places the organism in Eukaryota, Metazoa, Mollusca, Bivalvia, Ostreida, Ostreidae. Gene Ontology annotation, molecular function: starch binding. The coding region runs from base 5 to 748 and encodes 247 amino acids.
CAAAAUGGCUGUGUGCGACAAUCAAACAAGCUUCGGCUCUUUUAGAGUUGAAAUACAAUGUCACUUAGAAAAUCUGCAUCACAACUUGGCACUUGCUGUCACCGGCUCUAUUCCACAUCUGGGGAACUGGAAUUUGAAUGAUGCGCUAAUUGCAGAGGAAGUCCCCAUCAAGUCAGGCAGAUGGGUGGUAGGAGUAAAGUUGCCGGCAGGAGUGCAGUUUCAGUACAAGUGGGUGAUCCUCUGGCGAGACACUCUCAUUCCUUUCCUGUGGGAAGAUGGACCUAAUAGAACUGUCCAAAUAAAAGGGAGUGGCAGAUGUUUAGAUAUAUGGAACAAGGGAGGAGUCUUCCAGCAUAUUAUCGGAAAUUCAGGAUUUGUAUUAAGCAGUCCCCCAAAAUUAAACCCAAAACUUCAAGAAGUAGUUAAUUUGCUAGAAGAAUUAGCAGAAAGUGUUAACAGAAAUGGGAAUCCACCAAGAUCUCGUCCACGCGAGAUCCUCCAUGCGGCAUAUACCUUCAUCAAAAAUGGUAUAAUAAGUGUAAGCAGAUGGAUUUGGAUUAUGGUACAGAAUCUCUUGAACCCCCCAGCGCCAUCACCAGCACCACCAGCUCCGCCAUCACCAGCACAACUAGCACCGUCAUCAGCACCGCCAUCACCAGCACCACCAGCACCGCCAUCACCAGCAUCGCCAUCACCACCGCCAUCACAUCCACUUUUAGGAAGUUUUUGGUACCUUGGUUUAUUUUAGACACAUGGACUUUUUCUGCUUGAAAUUUUACUGGUUGGA